This is a messenger RNA of Paramecium tetraurelia, 657 nucleotides long. RefSeq lists its product as uncharacterized. Lineage: Eukaryota; Ciliophora; Oligohymenophorea; Peniculida; Parameciidae. The record is from RefSeq and is a predicted model, not a curated record. The transcript is spliced from 2 exons.
AUGAAUUAAACUUAAGGAUUCACUUUUAAAAAACGAUAAAGUCAUCCUGAAUAAGAAAUCACAAACACUAGUCUCAAAAUCUAAGAAAAUUAGACAACCAAAAAACUCUAAAGAAAAUAAUCACGAUCCUAAGAAGAUUUGGCAGUAUUUUUAGGUAUUGUUCAUCCUUUAUGUAUUCUAGCUGAUGAAUAUAGUCUGGAUGAUGGCCUCAGUUAAAUUGAAUGCAAUUUUAAUACAAUGACUAGUCUGAAUUAUCAAUAAAUGCCUUCUCUGUUAUCAAUCUACACAUCUGAAAGCAAUUUAAGUAUAGAAGAAGAAUUUGAAAUUUGGGAUGACAAGUAGGAUUUAAGAGUCUUGAAAAUAAUUUUGGAAGAUCAGUUAUCAUCAACUCAAUAAUUUUUAUUGUUGUACAAGGCUAGAUUUGGAGGAUUUCCUGGACAGUAAUAAUGCAUAAAAAAUGAGGAAGUGAUACAGACUGCUGUUAAAUUCGCAUCUAGUAGCAAACAGCAAUUUAAGAAAUAUUUUCCAUCUAAGAAGAUAGUUUUUGAAGAUGAUAUCGAUUAUUCAGUGCCUUAUAAAAUAGAAGAUGAUCAUCAUUUUCAAUCUUUCAAUCACUUUUUUAAGUUUUAAAAGACCAAAACAUAGAUUGACUUUUGA